Lecanosticta acicola is the source of this 1455-nucleotide messenger RNA. Lineage: Eukaryota; Fungi; Ascomycota; Dothideomycetes; Mycosphaerellales; Mycosphaerellaceae. The record is from the annotation of a GenBank genome assembly.
AUGGCCUUCGCCCGCUUCCAAAUGUUCACGCUGGAGUCCGAUCGAAGCUUCCAACGGCCAUACGAACGUUCGUGCAUCGUCGACGACAAUUUCGAUGGGUCAAUAUACAAUCCUGGAUCUCAAUUAGGAGAUGGUGGAGUGUCGACAAUCCAACGUUUUCUCCUGGAGCCACAUCCGACGUUCGGUCCUCCGGUCGUGCCCAGGACUGACCAACAUAUGUUACACACUCUACCUGGUCCAAUGCCAGGACAACUUCCUUCACCGGCGCUCAGCACUCUCGAAUCCUCGUACAUGAGCAGUGGUCUGAGCGACGAAGACAGUAUGCCAUUCUCGCCUCAUCCCGUCUAUAGCCCGUAUUCGUCAGGAUGCCUUCACAACGACGGAUUCGCCUUCGCGUACGGCGGCGUCCCUUCUACGGACAGACAAGACUCGAUUGUCGGUAGCGAUUGCGUCGCCAUGCCAGAUGUGCAGCAGUGGACCGACGACAUCAUCAACAACAUGGCGUCUGACGAUGCGAUACCUGGCUAUCCAUUCGCCCAGGAAGGUUACCAGCCCAUGGAAUUGGAGGAAGAGCACGACCCAGACUUGAGCCACGACAUUCCAAGCCCAACAGAUCUACCGACACAAGAUAUCGAUGCUCAAGAACCAGAGACGCCGAUGCUUCGCAGGCGAAGUGCACAGGCUUCACGCUCCACGGCCCCGUCGUCGCUCUUGAAUACUGGCUCACGCGUCGCGAAGCGCUCGGGUGUAGGAAGACGGUCGUCUUCCUACCAAUCUGGCAGCGACGCAAAUGAUCAAAAGCCCUUCGGCAAUAACAGAGCCUUUCCGUGCCCUUUCGCCGUCUACAGUUGUUCAUCUAGCUUCGGCACCAAGAACGAAUGUAAGUAACCCACGAUCGAUAAUAACCUCAUGCUAGAAGAUACACACGCUUAACCCUCCGUCUUUCUCCUUCCAGGGAAACGCCACGUCAACACCCAACACCUGCGCCUCACUUUCUGGCGCUGCGAUCAAUGCCGCUCGCAGAAACCAAACGACUUCAAUCGCAAAGACCUCUUCAUCCAACACGUUCGCAGAAUGCAUUCGCCCGGCAACGAGAGUAACUUUCCCUCGAAACCCAGGAGGAGAUCAUCUCCAAGUGUCGCCAGACCCGCGACGAGGAGCGGCAGCAACGCGGACGACCAAGUUUUCCAAGAAGCUGCAAAGAGAUGUAACCGAGCCCUUCGCUCCCCGCCCGAGCGCAGCUGCUGUCUCUUCUGCGACGAAAAAUUCAGGGGGAAAGGCACCUGGGAUGACCGCAUGGAACACAUUGGCCGUCAUCUGGAGACGGCCAAGAAGGAGGGCAGAGAGGCCGCGAUCAAUCCGGCGACCUGGAACAUGGACGAGUACACACACAACUGGCUAAUCGAGCAAGAUCUCCUGCGACUGGAUGGAAACGAAUGGUCGUUGGCUGCAUGA